CCCCUUUCCAGUUCCACUCUCAACCGAAAAUUUCAGUAUCUUUCAGAAAUCUCUUAGCUUCUCUUCUUUUUUCUUUUUCAUCCCUGAAAUUUUUAUAGGUUUUUCAUUUAUUGGAUAUGGAAAGUAGCAGUGAAGUGUCGAGUGCGCUUCAAUAUAUCGAACAAUAUUUACUUGAUGAAAAUCAAUUUACUCCUGCGGGAUUGGGGAGCUUUUCAACUGCAAAUCAAUGGAUAAAUGAACCGAUACCCGAGGUUUCCACCUCUCCGUCUCAGUCUCUUUGCUCUCAAACUUCCACCUCUGGUUCCUGUCUUACGCUAUCCAAUUUUAAUUGCCUCGACGACGAUGAUUUCUUCAACUUCUCUCCCAAUUUCCCAGGUUUCGAGUCUAACCGAAUUGAUGUUUUUCAAUUUGACUCGAAACCUCAAUUUAUCAAUCUAACCGCUCCUAAGCCCUUUGAAUUUACACCUCAAAUCACUGAACUUUCAGCUGUAAAACCUCCAACUCCUUCGAGUUCGAGUUCCAGCUCUCAUAAUCGAAAACCGUCGCUCAAAAUAUCGUUACCGCAUAAAGUAGAGUGGAUUCAAUUCCGCAAACCGGAUUCAACUAAGGCACAGCCGACGAAUUCAAAUUCCGAAGACAAAAAUAAGCAUUACAGAGGUGUCCGACAGAGACCGUGGGGGAAGUUUGCAGCCGAGAUCCGCGAUCCGAACCGAAGAGGUUCACGGAUCUGGUUGGGAACCUUUGAUACCGCAAUAGAAGCCGCAAAGGCUUACGACCGAGCCGCUUUUAAGCUACGUGGCUCGAAAGCGAUUCUUAACUUCCCUCUCGAAGCCGGGAAGCUGGAUGUAACCGCCGUCGACGGAGAGAGGAAACGGAGCAGAGACGACGGCGCUGGGAAUGAGAAACAAGUUAAGGCCGUGAAGAGAGCAAAUGAUGACGUGACUAAAGCGAGAGAUAACGGCGAUGCGCCUUUAACGCCGUCAAAUUGGACAUCAUUUUUGGAUAACAUGCCAUUGUUAUCGCCGUUAUCUCCGCACCCGCCGUUAGGCUUUCAACAAGUUAAAGUCAUCUAAUGAUACUGUAUAUAAAUUCUUUUAUUUGUUUUUAGAAUUCUGGAAUUCUCUUCUUUCAAAAGAAAAAAAAAAUUGGGAUUCUCUAAA
Molecule: messenger RNA, 1160 nt
Organism: Gossypium raimondii (Peruvian cotton)
Lineage: Eukaryota; Viridiplantae; Streptophyta; Magnoliopsida; Malvales; Malvaceae
Product: ethylene-responsive transcription factor 5
Exons: 1
Coding region: 117-1073 (318 amino acids)
Biological process (GO): regulation of DNA-templated transcription; ethylene-activated signaling pathway
Molecular function (GO): DNA-binding transcription factor activity; DNA binding
Source: RefSeq, a predicted model, not a curated record